GUGAAAGGGUCUUAAAGGGGAGAAAGAGAAAGUAUUCUGCACAGCGUUCUGGCUGCUGAAGACCGUCGUACUACUGCAAGUUUUGCUGAGCAUCUGAUAGUCUUCAACACAAAGAUAACAGUGCUGUUUUUCAACGGCAGUUUAUCUGCAGUAUGUCAGAGGAGCGAGGAAAGGACUCUCCGUCUGAGAUGAGCGUCUCAGUGAAACAGAGUGUAAGAUCAGGCUCACUUGUGUCCAGGUCUGUGUCUGUGAAGAGUGACCGAAUAAAAGGAGACAGACCGAACUUUAGAGGGGAAAAAACAUCAACUACAAAAAGUGUAAGAUCAGGUUCACAUGUGCUCAGCUCUGUGUCUGUGAAGAGUGACCAUUCAAAGGGUAAUGUACCGAACUUCAGUGAGAAAACACCAUGUAACAAGAGUGUAAGAUCAGGCUCACAUGUAUUCAGCUUUGUGUCUAUGAAGAGUGACCAUUCAAAGGGAGAUAGACCAAACUUCAGUGAGAAAACACCAUCACCUUCCAAAAGUAACAAAGGACAUAAGUCCACAGUAAAUAUUGGUGAAGAAAUUACACGAUGGGAAGCUCUGAAAGCACAGAAGGGAUUGAAGAGUGAUGUGGAACUGGCAACUUUUCUUCUCAACAGGGUUCAGUUUGAUAAAUCAGACUCAAACUACAAGAAUUACCGCAACCGCAAGAAUUUCAGUGAAAAUCUCCUCUGCAUCUUCAAGGAUCUUGAGAACAAAAUAAUUGUGUUUAUAAAAAAGGAGCUGGAAAAGUUUAAGAAAAUAUUAAAAGGAGAGAGAACACAGUACUUUGUGCAGGACUUCACAGAGGAGAUGCAUGAUAUCAAAGAAGCAGCUCUUGAUAUCACACUCUUCUUUCUGAAUGAUAUGAAGCAAUAUGAGGCUGCAGAUGCUCUACAACAUGAGCUGGUCCUCAUUCAACAGCAACCACUAAAAUCAAACCUGAAGAAGAAAUAUCAAUCUGUAUCUGAAGGAAUUGCAAAGCAUGGUGACUCCAAGCUUCUGAAGAACAUCUACACAGAUCUCUGUAUGACUCUGAGUGUUAGUAAACAAGUCAAUAUCCAAAAUGAAGUAGGUCAAGUUCAGGCUGCUGAUAGACGACAUGAAUCACGAGAGAUUCCAGUUGAAUGCAAAAAUUUGUUUGAAGCACCUGAACCAGACAAGAAGAUCAGAACUGUACUAACAAAAGGAGUUGCUGGCAUUGGAAAAUCCAUCUCUGUGCAAAAGUUCAUUCUGGAUUGGGCUGACAGUAAAGAAAAUCAGGAUAUUACUUUCAUAUUUCCUCUUCCGUUAAGAGAGAUGAAUUUAAAGGAGAAAGAAACACAAAGCUUGACAAGUCUUUUACAUCAGUUUUUUCCAGAGAUAAAAGGAGUAAACCUUGCAAUAAAUGAUAAAUUUAAAUUACUGUUCAUUCUUGAUGGUUUGGAUGAAUGUCGUCUUCCUCUGAACUUUGAGGGUAAUGAGAUUUGUCGUGAUGUAACAUCACAAGUCUCUCUCGAUGUUCUUCUAACUAACCUCAUCAAGGGAAAUCUGCUUCCUUCUGCUCUCAUCUGGAUCACCACCAGACCAGCAGCUGCCAGUAAGAUUCCUCCUGACUGUAUCGACCGUGUGACAGUAGUAAAAGGAUUCAAUGAUGCACAAAAGAAGGAGUACUUCAGAAAAAGAUUCACAGAUGGGGAUCUGGCCAGUGAAAUUAUUGAUAAUGUUAGACAAUCAAAGAGUCUCUUUAUCAUGUGCCACAUCCCAGUCUUCUGUUGGAUUACAGCCACUGUUCUCCAGAACAUUUUAGAGGAGAAAAGAAAUAAUGAUGUGAGAAAUCAGGCUGAUGAAGUCUUCAAAACACUGCAGAAAUCAAAUACUGAAGACACUCCCAAGACUCUGACACAAAUGUACACACACUUUCUCCGCUUUCAGAUCCUGCAGAGCAGACGAAAGUAUGAUGGACAAUACACACCAGAUGUUUCCUGGGAUAAAGACGCCAUCCUUUCACUGGGGAAACUGGCAUUUCAACAGCUGCAGAGAAACAAUCUGCUCUUUUAUGACACAGAUCUGGAAUCCUGUGGUAUUGAUGCGUCUAAUGUAUCAGUGUAUUCAGGCAUGUGUACCCAGAUCUUUAAAGAGGAAAGAGGAAUCAUUCUUGGUACUACUUUCUGCUUUGUUCACUUGAGCAUUCAAGAGUUUAUUGCAGCCCUUUAUGCACAUCUGUUUCUAGACAUCUGCAAGAAAAGUGUGUUUAAUCAACAUGAAUCUACAGAACAAGAAAACAAAAAUGAAACCAUGAUUGAUUUGCUCAAGACUGCAGUGGACAAGGCACUUGAGAGUGAAACUGGACACCUGGAUCUUUUCCUUCGCUUUCUUCUUGGUCUGUCACUCCAGACCAAUCGUCCUCUCUUACGAGGUCUGUUGACACAGCAAGACAACAAUGACGAGAACUACAAGGAAAUAGUUCAGUACAUCAAGGAGAAAUUAGAAGAUAAGAAGAUGUCUCCAGAGAGAUCCAUCAAUCUGUUCUACUGUCUGAAUGAACUGAAUGAUCAAACUCUGGUGAAAGAGAUUCAGACUCAGCUUAGAGAAGGAAGUUUCUCAUCUGCUGAUCUGUCUCCUGCUCAGUGGUCUGUUGUGGCCUUCGUUUUGUUGACAUCAGAGGAAGAGAUGGAGGAGUUUGACCUUCAGAAAUUCAAGAAAUCAGACGAGUGUCUCUUUAGGCUACUGGAAGUUGUGAAAAUCUCCAAAAGAGCUCUGCUAAAUGAUUGUAAUUUAACAGAUGAGAGCUGUUCUAAUUUGGCUAAAGCUCUCGGAUCAGAUAACAAUCUGAUAGAGCUGAAUAUGAGCAAUAAUAAUCUACUGGAUUCAGGAGUGAAGCAGCUCUGCAUUGGACUGGAGAAUAUUACCUGUAAAUUGGAGACACUGGAGCUCAGUAACUGUGAUCUAACAGAGGAAAGCUGUUCAGCUCUUGCUUCAGUUCUCAGUUCAGACUCCAGCAGUCUGAGGUAUCUUGAUCUGAGCAAUAAUGAUCUGAAGGAUUCAGGUAUAAAGCUGCUCUCUGAUGGACUGAAAGAGAACUGUAAAUUGAAGAAACUCAGGUGA
This is a messenger RNA of Carassius auratus (goldfish), 3107 nucleotides long. Its product is annotated as NACHT, LRR and PYD domains-containing protein 3-like. Gene Ontology annotation, molecular function: protein binding. The record is from RefSeq and is a predicted model, not a curated record. The coding region runs from base 153 to 3107 and encodes 984 amino acids. The transcript is spliced from 11 exons. Lineage: Eukaryota; Metazoa; Chordata; Actinopteri; Cypriniformes; Cyprinidae.